GGCGGAGAUUCACAGCGGUCUUCUCUCCGGCUCAGUCAGUAGAGAGUCUGGGAGCCACGCUAACACGGUUCACGGAGGGCCAGCUAACUGGGAACAGCUUUCAAACUGCGGUAUCUGUCUAUUUACGAAGCUUUCAUUUACAGCUACGAAUCGGCGCAGAAAACCAGCUUCGCUUAGUCGAGCGUUUUAUGCAGUUUUCCGUUUCCCCUGGAGAUGUGUAGCUCGGAGAUUUAGGAGCGGACAGCGCUGCACACGAAGCCGGGAUGAGUGGGAGCUCCGCGGUGUCCGGCGCGGCGCCCUGCCGCUUCGCCCACUACUUUGUUAUAUGUGGGAUAGACACAGAAACUGGACUGGAACCGGACGAGUUAGCAGCUUUGCACCAGUGGCUAGAAGCAGACCGCCAAGGCAGGGAUCCAGAUGCUGCAGCCACAGGUGAAAACUUUGAGCAGAGUCCCCUGAAGAGGACGUUUAAGUCCAAAGUUCUGGCACGCUACCCUGAGAAUGUGGAGUGGAACCCCUUCGACCAGGAUGCUGUUAAUAUGCUGUGUAUGCCCAAAGGCCUGUCGUUCCGGACGCAGGCAGACCAGCGUGAGCCUCGAUUUCACUCCUUCAUCAUCACUAAGGAGGACGGCUCUCGAACUUACGGCUUUGUCCACACCUUCUACGAGGAGGUGACCAGCCCGCAGAUCUGCUCUGCCAUGCAGACCCUUUACCAGAUGCACAAUGCGGAGCACGCCUCCACCAACGCCCCUUCCUCCUCCUCCUCCUCCUCCUCCUCCUCGUCCUCCUCCUCCAGUAUGGACUCUCUGGCCAGCAGUUUGGACGAGGCCGACUCCCCCACCUCCUCAUCCGCCUCGUCUUCAUCUCGUGCGACGGGCGGCUACGACUCAUCGCGGGACACCCUCUACGUGUCGAAAGCUUUGUGUCUGAUCACCCCCAUCCCGUUCAUGCAUGCUUGCCGCCACUUCCUGUCACAGCUGCACAGAGCUGUUACAGCACCAACUGCCCCCCCUCUGCCACUGGAAAGCUACGUUCACAACAUCUUGUACGAGGUGCCGCUGCCCGCCCCGGGCCGCACACUCAAGUUCCACGGCGUUUAUGAGCCCAUCGUGUGCCAAAGGCCCGGGCUGGGGGAGCUGCCAUUGGCUGACUUCCCCCUUGCAGAGGCCUUCACUCUACUGGGAGUGGAAAACCUAGUCCAGGUGUUCACCUGCACCCUGCUGGAGAUGCAGAUCCUCCUGUACUCACAGGACUACCAGCGGUUGAUGACAGUGGCAGAGGGCAUCACCACCCUGCUGUUCCCCUUUCAGUGGCAGCACGUCUAUGUUCCUAUCCUGCCGGCUUCUCUCCUCCACUUCCUGGACGCUCCUGUUCCAUACCUAAUGGGCCUGCAGUCGAAGGAGGGCACUGACCGCUCCAAACUAGAGCUUCCUCAGGAGGCCAACCUGUGUUUUGUGGAUAUUGACAACCACUACAUUGAGCUGCCAGAGGACUUUCCCCACUUCCCCAACAAGACUGAGUUCAUCCAGGAGCUGAGCGAGGUACUGCUGAGCUUUGGCAUAUCUGCCAAUGCAGGUGCCCCACCACGGACCCGCGGCAGUCCCGGCAGCAACCCCUCGACACCGAGCAGGGAGCGCAAGACCGUUGCCCUCCGGCAGCUGGAGGAUGACGGGCGCAACGGCAACCUGGCAGGGGAGGAACUGGCUGUGCUGGAGCUGCUGCAGGGCAACGCCACCCUGGAGAGACUGCAGGCGCUGACCAAACGCACCGGGGUGACGGUGGCCCGUGUGGACGCCCUGAGGGCUGGAGUCAAAGCUCAGGUGACUGACAGGCAGGGGGGGCGGACAGCAGCUGAAGAGGAGGAGCUAAGGAAUGCCAAGCUGAACGUCCAACUGAGGGAGGUGUUCGCCAGCCGCUUCACCACCAUGUUUGCUGACUAUGAAGCCUUUGUCAUCCAGAGCGCCCCAGACCUGGAGUCCUGGCUCACCAACAGGGAGCAGAUGCACAACUUUGACAAGGCCUCGUUUCUGUCAGACCAGCCAGAGCCCUACCUGCCCUUCCUCUCCCACUUCAUUGAGACGCAGAUGUUCGCCACCUUCAUUGAUAACAAGAUCAUGUCCCAGUGGGAGGAGAAAGAGCCGCUGCUCCGCGUCUUUGAUGCUCGCAUCGACAAGGCCCGCCUCUACAACGUGCGUGCUCCCAGCCUCCGAUCCUCCAGCUACCAGAGGUGCUCCAUCCUUAAGGAGUCUGCCCAGGCCAUUGAGCAGCGGCUGAUGAAGAUCGACCACACGGCCAUCCACCCACACCUGCUGGACAUGAAGAUCGGUCAGGGCAAAUACGAGCAGGGAUUCUUCCCCAAACUGCAGGCCGACGUGCUCAACACGGGGCCGACCAAUAACAAGUGGUCUCAUAGGACGGCAACAGCUCAGCGAAGGAAAGACCGCCACAGACAACAAACAGAGCACCUGAACCUGGAUAACGACCUGAAAGAGAAGUACAUGCAGGAGGCCCGCAGCCUGGGGAAGAACCUGCGACAGCCCAAACUGUCUGAUCUGUCUCCUGCUGUCAUCGCCCAGACCAACUGGAAGUUUGUGGAGGGGCUGCUCAAGGAGUGUCGUAUGAAGACUAAGCGUAUGCUGGUGGAGAAGAUGGGUCGGGAGGCGGUGGAGCUGGGCCACGGUGAGGCCAACAUCACGGGGCUGGAGGAGAACACUCUGAUCGCCAGCCUGUGUGACCUGCUGGAGAGGAUCUGGAGCCAUGGGCUGCAAGUCAAACAGGGGAAGUCUGCCCUUUGGUCCCAUCUGCUGCACUACCAGGCCCGAGAGGAGAAGCUGGAGCAGCAGCAGACUGAGUCACCAGUGUCACAUGUUCCUGAGAGGAGGAAGUCUGACUCUUCCAUAUCGAUGCCAUCUCUCCGUGUAUCUCUCAUACAGGAUAUGAGGCACAUCCAGAGUAUGUCAGAGAUUAAGACAGAUGUGGGCCGAGCGAGAGCCUGGAUUCGUCUGUCCCUGGAGAAGAAGCUGCUCUCUCAACACCUCAAACAGCUGCUGUCCCGACAAGCCUUAACCAAGAAGCUGUACAAGCGUUACGCCUUCCUGCGCUGUGAGGAGGAGAAGGAGCAGUUCCUAUUCCACCUGCUGUCUCUCAACGCUGUCGACUACUUCUGCUUCACCAGCGUCUUCACCACCAUCAUGAUCCCGUACCGAGUCGUCAUCAUCCCCAUUAAGAAGCUAAGCAAUGCCAUGACCACCUCCAACCCCUGGGUGUGUGUGUCGGGAGAGCUGGGAGACUCGGGCAUCAUGCAGAUCCCCAAGAACGUCCUGGAGAUGACCUUUGAUUGUCAGAACCUGGGGAAGCUGACCACAGUGCAGUUGGGUCAUGAUAACGCUGGUCUUCUGGCUAAAUGGCUGGUGGACUGUGUCAUGGUGCGCAAUGAGAUCACAGGACACACAUACAGGUUCCCAUGUGGACGAUGGCUUGGUAAGGGUGUGGACGACGGCAGCCUGGAGAGGGUUCUGAUCGGCGAGCUGGUCGUGCCAAACGGAGAGGAGGAUUCUGGGAGAGGCUGCCGCACACCCCCGCUGCAGCGGUCGCCAUCCCAGAUCAGACGCAUCAGCAUCACAUCACUGUCUGGACGAGGAUACAAACCAACGUCAGCCCAAAUCCAAGAGGCUAUCGGGGAGGCAGUGAACAACAUUGUCAAACACUUCCACAAGCCAGAGAAAGAGCGGGGCAGCCUGACAGUGCUGCUGUGUGGAGAGAACAGCCUGGUGACGGCCCUGGAACAGUUUUUCCAUCACGGCUUCAAGUCCGCACGGCUCUUCCAGAAGACUGUGUUUGUGUGGGACUUUGUGGAGAAGGCUGUUGCCUACAUGGAGUCAGCUGACCAGAUGGGAGACCUACAGGAGACCACAGAGCCCCUGGGGAUGACCUGUCAAUCACUGUGUCACUACAUCAACGCCAUCAACUCCACCCCCAGGAACAUUGGCAAGGAUGGGAAGUUCCAGCUGCUGGUCUGCCUCGGAGCCAGAGACCGCCUGCUGCCCCAGUGGCUCCCCCUGCUGGUGGAGUGCCCGGUGAUCCUGCGGAUGUAUGAGGACACGGCACUGCUCAGAGACCGCACCACCGUCACCGCCCUCAUCGGAGUCCUAGAGACGCUUCACGACUUCCCCAUCACAUUGGAAUCCUCGCUGGUCAAAGGCAUUGACCUUUAACCCCAGGACAAGACUACCGGACAGCCCGCCACUUUCCUCUACUCUGCCCUCUUUUAGCCAGUUGCCUCUGCAAUUAAACAAAUCACCAGUGAAGGAGGAAAUGAGGGAUGUUUAAAUUAAAGAAACUUAGUUACCAAAGCAAAACGUUCCACUGCUUCAUCUGAGAAUUCAAGGCUCAAGCUGGGAUGCAAUAUCAUAACCCCACCUGUGGCUCUGAAAAUGUUUAUCAUGCCCUCCUUCCUUCCAGAUAGCCUUUGGUUUCAGUUCAUUUCAGUACACUAUUAAAAUGACCAUCUCUCACACUACUGUGGCUCUCAGCUCCAAGCUCACUGGUUCCAGCUAAAGAUAAGUCUUUAAAAUCACCUUACAAAUAUAUUGCUUAAGGACUAUUUUCAGUGGCGGAUGAAUCCUCAUUUGGAGGGUUAAUUAACAGUGGAGCUGUAUGGCACAGAGAAAUAAGAUAUAUCAGGCUCUAAACAGCAUUAACAUGUAAUUUCACAACAAGCCUGUGUUUAGCUGAUGUUUUUUCAUAAUGUAUUUGGAAUGAACUGAAACUGGCUGCAGGGAGGAAAGGAAGGAAAUCAGUCUAAAACUGCUGACAGUAAAACAAACUGAUGUGAUGAUAGAGACAGCAAAACCACUGAUGUGGAUCUUUAAAAUUUUAGUAGCAGCAGCAUUCCUUUCCCUAUGUGCUCGCUGUGUAGCCUAACUCUCCUCCUCCAGUAGGUACAGCUAGAUGAACUGUGUGAUGAACUAUCACUGUCCUCACACCAUAGUUACCAUUAGUGUCAGUACGCCUGCCUAUGGGAUGUGGAAAGAGGAGACAACCUCAGGAAGAGACUGACCGAUCACUGACACACUGGAACAAUGAUUAUAGAAAUAAUUGUGAUGGGGAUGGAGUGCUGUUGUAAAACCUACUGACUGUCACACAGUGCAGUGCUGUGGAGUCACCUGCUCUCCAUCUCUCUCUUUCUUUUAAUUCACUGGACUUGUGUUGGGCAUUUUCUCAGCUCCUUGCCUGAUGAACAAAAAAACUGAUCUCAGUGACGUGGCUCAGUGUCAGGAGGUUAACCUGUGGCUGCAUGGACAUUCCUACCAAAGUAUAUAAGCGUGUGAGUGUGCGUGUGCGUGUGCGUGUGUGCAUGCGUGUGUGUGUGCGUGCCCUCAAUUUGUUUUUAUAUCUUCCAGCUUUCCAGUGUUAAAGCUAUGUUCUGGUUUCUGUAGAGUACUGUACCAGUGUGUGUGUGCCUGUGCCUGUGUGUGUAUGUGUGUGUGUGUGUGUGUGUGUGUGUGGUGUGUGUAUGCCUCAUAUUCAUUUAUAAUUUCUCUUUGCCAAUAUUGUCAUUUUAAUGACAGCUAAAAUGUUCAACAAAAGGAUCUGAACUUUCAGUCUCAUGCUCUUCAGCAGAGUUGCUGUUGCUGAGUUUGCUGUCAUCACAUGACCUGGGUAAGGAACUUACUGUAAAUGUACCUUGACCUAAGAUAAUUUUGUCAAAGUCUUAUCCCCAAGGUCAAGAAUGAACUUUUAUUCUCAUACGCAAAAAUGUUCUUUUCUCUAAAUCAGUCUGGUAAACACUGGAAUAGAGAUGCUAACAGUGGAGAGUUCAGAAUGAAUCAGCCACUUGCAGUUUGGACUACUUAUGAAACAUACUGAGCGAAUACCACCCCUUACAUGUAAUUUCAACAAUUAUAAUGCAUCAUUCAUGUCACAUGUUAGGAGUGUAACUGAGAGCUCCCAGCCUCUAAUACUAGAAACCUUUGCUCCUCCCACUAGAUGAAUGACAUGAAAUGUCCCUUUAAAAAAAAAAAAAAUCUCUGUAAGCAAGUGCUGCCUUUGAAAGCUGAUAUGCUAAUAUGAAACAGUUGUAUGUGACACUUAAAAAGUUAGAUUGUUAAUGGACUAGUUCAGCAUCCACGUCUGUGUGAAAAGAGCCCGAAGAGGAAAAGAUAUGGACUAACAACAGUUCAUCUGUGGUACCAAACCAAACUUAGUAUGGGCUGAAAAUAAUACACAUCUUGUUAAUACAAAAAGAACAGUAAAGUUGUUUGUAAGGUACAAGCUGUUUCCCUGUUCCUUCAGUCCGUAUGAUAAACAAACAGGCUAAAUCUUAACUGUCAAACAGGAAGAAAUAGAGAAUUUGUUUGGGGGGUAUUUUCAGUAUUGGAUUAAUACACAGUCAAUUCACUGAUUCAUGUGGGCAUUUACUGCACUAAAGAGGCUGGCUUUUUUUUGUUAGCAGGAUCAGUUCAUUGCUGGUUUUCAUUAUAUGGGGGUUUUAACAAUAACAAUUAUACAUUAUUUUUUAUUAAUGAUAUUGUUAUAGGCUACUAAAACUGUUCAAAUUGUUAAUUCCCAUAUUGCAUGAAUCCAGCAUGACCUCUACCACAUAUAAAAGGAAGGAACAUGAUUUUUUUCUCCUGCGUUUUUAUGUUCGUAGCAGCCAACAGAGAUGGGUGAAAACUCUGAUAACUGUUUUCUUUGGACAACUUUUUGCUCUCUCUUACACUUUUGCUGCAUGAGAGAUUUUGCCACCGUUGCCACUUAAUGAAUCCUUUCUGAGAAAUGGUGUAUAUAUUGUUAUUAGUGCAUGUUGACAUUUUGACCGAGGUGUAUUUAUUGUGACUCUCUAACGAAUUGUAGACGAGAGCUGAAUUUUUUUGAGGGGACAAAAUGUGGUUAUCUUUACGACCUGAGUCCUUGUAGUAUUUUACUUGUUUCCAGUAUUGAGUCCGUAAAGGACAUGGUGUGUUGUGGUUUGCUUCAAAUGUCUUGAUUUCAUGUAUUUAUUAAUUUAACAUCUAUGGUAGGCUGAGAGCAACACUGGUAUUUUAAGUUUGAUAAAGCCUGUGGAAUAACUGGAAACAUUCAUGUCUUUAAAGCAGUAACCACUAUUUCCAUUUCAUGUGUUUUAUCCUGUUUUAACCCUCUGUGCUCCUGCUGCUGUGCUCUUUAUGCCUCACCUGCAGGACUAUCCACAGCUCCAAAGCACAAUAACAGAUUCCUCCAUCUCAUACUGGACUUGUCUGUGUACAAGCUGUUUGCUUACUGAGUGGAUUUGUUACAUGUAGUGUGAUGAGUGGUAUUAACCCUGAGUGGAUCUGCUCAAACAGGAAAUGCUACUGACAGCCAUGACCAGUGGUGGAUGUGCGGUCCUGCUCAUGGCAACAACAUCACCAGACAAAUAGAGUUUCAUGUCUGUGUUGGACUGACUACUCUGUUCUGAUAUUUAUUAUGCCUAUUUCAAUAAAAGCACCCAGUGUGUUAAAGGUG
Messenger RNA from Lates calcarifer (barramundi perch), 7485 nucleotides. RefSeq names its product DENN/MADD domain containing 5B (gene dennd5b). Gene Ontology annotation, molecular function: small GTPase binding; guanyl-nucleotide exchange factor activity. NCBI's taxonomy places the organism in Eukaryota, Metazoa, Chordata, Actinopteri, Centropomidae. The record is from RefSeq and is a predicted model, not a curated record.